This is a messenger RNA of Lipotes vexillifer (Yangtze River dolphin), 1802 nucleotides long. It is a transcript of the gene GGT1, whose product is annotated as gamma-glutamyltransferase 1. Gene Ontology annotation, molecular function: glutathione gamma-glutamate hydrolase. Gene Ontology annotation, cellular component: plasma membrane. The transcript is spliced from 13 exons. Bases 65 to 1771 code for a protein of 568 amino acids. The record is from RefSeq and is a predicted model, not a curated record. Gene Ontology annotation, biological process: regulation of immune system process; glutathione catabolic process; regulation of inflammatory response. NCBI's taxonomy places the organism in Eukaryota, Metazoa, Chordata, Mammalia, Artiodactyla, Lipotidae.
CAAAACCAUCUUUUGUGGCCACCUCCCCGGGAGGCUCAGGGCUCCCACCUGCCGAGGAAGAGCCAUGAAGAGGCGGUCCAUGCUGCUGGCCCUGGUGGCCGUGGUCCUAAUGCUCCUUAUCAUUGGCCUCUGCGUCUGGCUGCCUGAGACCUUCAAGCCCCACAGCCACGUGUACCCCAGAGCUGCCGUGGCCGCGGAUGCCAAGCGCUGUUCAGAGAUCGGGAGGGAUGCAUUGCUGGACGGCGGCUCAGCGGUGGAUGCUGCCAUCGCGGCCCUGCUGUGCGUGGGGCUCAUGAACGCACACAGCAUGGGCAUCGGGGGUGGCCUGUUUCUCACCAUCUACAACAGCACCACACGAAAGGCUGAGGUCAUCAACGCUCGAGAGGUGGCCCCUCAGCUGGCCUCUGCCGGCAUGUUCAACAGCUCAGAGCAGUCAGAGGAAGGCGGGCUGUCGGUGGCGGUUCCAGGCGAGAUCCGCGGCUAUGAGCUGGCACACCAGCGGCACGGGCGGCUGCCCUGGGCUCGCCUCUUCCAGCCCAGCAUCCAGCUGGCCCGCCAGGGCUUCCCUGUGGGGAAGAGCUUGGCGGGAGCCCUGCAGAGAAACCAGGCUGCUAUCCAGCGGCACCCCGAGCUGUGCGAGGUGUUCUGCCGGGAUGGGAAGGUGCUGCGGGAGGGGGACCGAGUGACCAUGCCUCGGCUGGCCGACACCUACGAGACGCUGGCCUUGGAGGGCGCUCAGGCUUUCUACAACGGGAGCCUCACGGCCCAGAUUGUCAAGGACAUCCAGGAGGCCGGGGGCAUCGUGACGGCCGAGGACCUAAACAACUACCGCGCAGGGCUGAUCGAGCACCCAUUCAGCAUCAGCCUCGGGGAUGCCCAGCUCUAUGUGCCCAGUGCCCCGCUCAGCGGGCCAGUGCUGGCCCUCAUCCUCAACAUCCUCAAAGGGUACAGCUUCUCCCGGGAGAGCGUGGAGACACCUGAGCAGAAGGGCCUGACCUACCACCGCAUAGUGGAGGCCUUCCGGUUUGCCUACGCCAAGAGGACCCUGCUUGGGGACCCCAAGUUUGUCAAUGUGACUGAGGUGGUCCGCAACAUGAGCUCCGAGUUCUUCGCUGCCCAGCUCCGGGCCCGGAUCUCUGAUGACACCACUCACCCGGCCUCUUACUAUGAGCCUGAGUUCUACACGCCGGAUGACGGGGGCACCGCCCACCUGUCCGUGGUCUCAGAGGAUGGCAGUGCCGUGUCGGCCACCAGCACCAUCAACCUCUACUUCGGUUCCAAGGUGCUGUCACAGGCCAAUGGGAUCCUGUUCAACGAUGAGAUGGGUGACUUCAGCUCCCCCAACAUCAUCAACCAGUUUGGGGUGCCCCCCUCACCGGCCAACUUCAUCAUGCCAGGAAAACAGCCGCUCUCGUCCAUGUGCCCGGCGAUCAUCGUGGGUCAGGACGGCCAGGUCCGCAUGGUCGUGGGUGCCUCUGGGGGCACGCAGAUCACCACGUCCACUGCACUGGCCAUCAUCCACAGCCUGUGGUUCGGCUACGAUGUGAAGCAGGCGGUGGAGGAGCCCCGGCUGCACAACCAGCUUUUGCCCAACACCACAACGCUGGAGAAAGACAUUGACCAGGCAGUGGCUGCAGCCCUGAAGACCCGGCACCACCACACCGAGGUCACUCCUACCUUCAUUGCUGUGGUACAGGCCAUUGUCCGCACAGCUGGCGGCUGGGCGGCUGCCUCAGACUCCAGGAAAGGCGGGGAGCCUGCGGGCUACUGAGCGCUCAGGCAGGCAAGGUGGACCAGCAGCC